Hippocampus comes (tiger tail seahorse) is the source of this 2319-nucleotide messenger RNA. It is a transcript of the gene angel2, whose product is annotated as angel homolog 2 (Drosophila). The transcript has 9 exons. Bases 167 to 1924 code for a protein of 585 amino acids. The record is from RefSeq and is a predicted model, not a curated record. Gene Ontology annotation, molecular function: 3'-5'-RNA exonuclease activity; mRNA 3'-UTR binding. Lineage: Eukaryota; Metazoa; Chordata; Actinopteri; Syngnathiformes; Syngnathidae. Gene Ontology annotation, biological process: 3'-UTR-mediated mRNA stabilization.
ACGUAGCAAUGACGUAUAAUGUCGACGACAGUCGGUGUAUAUUGUCACAACCAGACCUGGUACUACAUAUUUAUUAUCCUCUCUAUAAAUACUCAGUAAUUUUUAUUAAAAUAGUGCUUUGGAAACGAAUUAUGUCUCCGUCACUGACCGAGAAACGACUCGCAUUAUGUUUCUUGGCCUGUUGAGCGGCAUUGGCAGCGGCCUCCUUCCUCAACAUCUGUCCGUCUGCCGGCUGGCCCUCGUCUGCCUCACAAGUCCUCGCUGGGUGUCCACGUACCCUGCCCUGAUGAUGGACCACGAGCCUCCUUCCAAACGCAGUAGGAGCGCGGAGGAGAAGAGGAGCGUCAAAGAUAGGGAUGCAAACAGAGGAGGAGGAGGAGGCCCCGGCUUAAGGGGGGUUUCUCGCCCGAGAGACACUAGCCGGCCUGGAAAAGUUUUGAGCGAAGAUUUUAAAAGCAAGCAUGUGGCAAGGACUAUGAGGGACAUGAGCGAGCGCAAAGACGCAGGCAAGCACACAAUGUCACAAAGCCGAGGGUCCAAAUCGGAUCUGCGCUGCGUAGACGAGAUGCUCGGAACGUCCUCCAGGGAUGCUGUCGGGGAGCCUCCUCCACCGGGAACCGAAUCACCUGACCUUCAAGCUCCAAUGCGAGGUUGGGAGUCGCUGCUGCCCAGAUGGUGGGAAGGGUCGCCAGCCUGCGCCACAGCAAUGGCGCCACACAGGGGUGGCAGAGCAUUGGACUUGUCGGUGAUGUCGUACAACAUCCUGUCGCAGGAGCUGCUGCGAGCUAACGGCUACUUGUACACUCACUGCCCGCCCGCCGCCUUGCGCUGGUCGCACCGGCUGCGCAAUCUACUGGCUGAACUGCGCCACUACGAUGCUGACGUGCUGUGCCUUCAGGAAGUUCAGGAGGACCACUUUGAAAAUCAGAUACGGCCGGCGCUACACGCACAAGGUUACGAGUGCGUGUACAAGAAGCGCACGGGCAAGAAGCCAGACGGCUGCGUCGUGGCCUUCAAGACCUCGCGCCUGUGCCUGCUUUCAUCCAACCCCGUCGAGUUCUUCCGGCCGGGCGACGCCCUCCUGGACCGCGACAACGUGGGAUUGGUGGUCCUGCUGCGGCCGGCGGGCGCCGGGGUGGAUGACGGCGACGUUUUGUGCGUGGCCAACACGCACCUUCUGUACAACCCGCGGCGGGGCGACGUCAAGCUGGCCCAGCUGGCCAUCCUAUUGGCCGAGAUUGGCCGUUUGGCCCGCCUCCCGAAUGGCGCCGCCCACCCCGUGCUUCUGUGCGGGGACUUCAACUCCACGCCGUGGAGUCCGCUCGUCACCUUCCUCCUCAAUGGACGACUUGACUACCGCCACCUUCCCAUCGGCACGGUGUCCGGUCAGGAGUAUGGCUCUCGCGGCCAGCGACUGUUGGAAAGUCCUAUCUGGUCUCCCGCUUUGGGCAUCAACCAGCGAUGCCAGUACGAGAGCACCUGCGCCUCCGUCACGCCCUCGCACUCCUGCGGUGCCGCCGCCGUUGAACGAGAAAUCUCCGAGCUGACUGUGCAAGAAGUCGCCCAACAAGCAGCCGCCCAACAAGGAUUCGCCCAACCAACAGUCGCCGAUAAAGCUUUGAACAGCAGUUGGCGUCUGGAGCAUGGUGUGCCGCUGCGCUCGUGCUACACGCCUUGCCUACCGCCGGACGGGCGAGCCGCCAUCACCACGUGCCACUCACGCUGCGCCAUGAUGGUGGACUACAUCCUGUACACGCCGUGCGAAUCGCUUCCCGGCGAGCGGGGCCUCCAGCUGCUGGACAGGCUGUUAUUGGUGGGCCAGCCCGAGUUGGAGGAAGUGAACGGCCUGCCCAAUGUGCGGCACUCAUCAGACCACCUCCCGCUGCUUGCUCACUUCCGAUGGAUGGUCGGCGAGCGCUCGUGAUGCCGACGUGCCAACAAAGGACUGUAGUUCAAAUGUUGUCAUUCUUAUUGUAUGUUGGAAUGCUGGUAUUUCGCAUUUUUGGGCUCGUUAGAACGCUAGAGGCGGGCCAUUGAAGAUCAAACCUUGAAUGCUGGGUAGCUUGCAUGCUAGCUACUUAGCAUCCUUCAUAUAGAAUAUAGAAGACUGAAUACAAAACCUUUGGAUUUUACCGACAAGCUGGAGGUGGCAAGUGGAAGUCUCAAACUAACAAAACAUUGGACACUUUCGACCAAACAAUGGAUACAUGAAGAUUAUGUGUGUGCAUAUAAAUAGAUAUAAUUUUUUUAAUUAUCAUCCGGCACCAAAAGGCAAAUCAAAUAAUUCUCUUAAUAAAAGGGCUACUGUUCUUAACACGA